AUGGAAUAUUCCUCCAAAGUAUUUGUCCUACUUUUUCUUGGCAUCCAAGUCGUUUUGGUAACUUGUAUUCAAUUUGAAGUUGGAGACAAGACCUAUGGAUGGGAGGUCCCCAAAACAGAAUACUACCAACAAUUAGUGUACAACGAAUGGGCCUCAAAGAAAAGGUUCAAUGUUGACGACACUCUCUAUUUCGGUUACGAUGCAUUUGCAGACUCAGUGUUGGUAGUGAGCAAGGAAGAUUACGAAAAGUGCCAUUCGGAUCGCCCCAUUUACUACUCAAACGAUGGUCACACAGUGGUGACAUUGGACCGACCCGGUCUGUUCUAUUUCAUGAGUGGGGUUGCUGAACACUGCGAGAAAGGGCAGAAGAUGGUCGUCAAAGUCUUGGAACCAGCUGGGGUUGAAACCCCACCUGCUGAUGCUGAUCAAUCUGAAAACCAGAAUUCAUCUGAGUCAUUACCACAACACAAGAAUAAUAACAAUAAUACCACUGGUGCACUUGCUGCCAUUUCUUCUACAACUAUUAUCUUCUGCAUCAUGACCUCUCUCCUUGGUCUCUUUUUCUUCUAAAUUAAUGCCACUGGUGAUUAUUUUUGUUGUUGAAAUCUUGUCAAAAAAUUGUGUGGUAGCUAAAGCCCAGGGAGGCCCAAAAGAAUUUGUCAUUGCCAGUUGUUGGGUCUUGACAUCCCCACCCCAACAAGAACAACAUAAAUAUAUGAUUAAUAUUAAUAAUAAAAGCAGGAAAUGAUUAAUUAUAUAUUUGCAUAUCUUGCAAGCUCCUCAUAAAAAUAAAAAUAAAAAUAAAAAACUUAUAGCCUGCUUUAAACGCUAUCUAUCGUACAUGCAUCACAUAUAUACUCGCAUCGCAUACUACUACUAGUCAAAGAGAUAAAACAAUAUAAUAUAAUUGAAGCAUGUUCGAGAUGCAGCAGAAGAGAACAGAACGCCAUUUGGCCAAUCAACCUCUCCCAUCAUCACCCCCAUAACCCACC
This is a messenger RNA of Prunus persica (peach), 992 nucleotides long. Its product is annotated as mavicyanin. The transcript has 2 exons. Gene Ontology annotation, molecular function: electron transfer activity. Lineage: Eukaryota; Viridiplantae; Streptophyta; Magnoliopsida; Rosales; Rosaceae. Bases 1 to 570 code for a protein of 189 amino acids. The record is from RefSeq and is a predicted model, not a curated record. Gene Ontology annotation, cellular component: plasma membrane.